Molecule: messenger RNA, 2490 nt
Organism: Annulohypoxylon maeteangense
Lineage: Eukaryota; Fungi; Ascomycota; Sordariomycetes; Xylariales; Hypoxylaceae
Product: MFS general substrate transporter
Exons: 5
Coding region: 625-2214 (529 amino acids)
Biological process (GO): transmembrane transport
Molecular function (GO): transmembrane transporter activity
Source: RefSeq, a predicted model, not a curated record
GAAUUGUGCGCGCAGUUCUCCAUAUCCCAUGGACCCAUCCUUGUCCUCUUUUUUGACAGGCAGACAGGUAGACAAGUAAAUUACAUACCUACUAAACAGAAUGGACGACAGGUUCAUCAUGGCUGCCCAUGCUGCCCAUGCUGCCCAUGGUUCUCGAUGAGCGAACCGGCACGGUACUACCCCUUGUCCUGCGACAUCUUCAUGCUUUUGUCCAUCUGAUGAUCAACAGCUCGACCGCAGGGAGUCAGGUAUAGCCACUGUCGAUUAUCCCAUCGAGCCCGCGAUAGUCAUUACUAAUUACACUCCAUGCUAGUCGAUCUCCUCAAGGUUGCCCAAGAAGAAAAUCAGUUUAAGUAUGCUUCGAUAUCACCAAUUUUGAUAUACGAGUUUCUUUUCUCGUCAUCCCUUUCCUUCUCUUCUCCUUUUUUCUCUUCCACCAUCCGACUGGAUACUGCCGGCAGUAUCUAUUUUCAUUCUCUUUAAUUCAACUUCUCUUCGUUUCAUUUGAGCGUGUUUAAUUAAUAGAUCCUCACUUUAUUUUUCUUUAUUUUUCUUUUUUCAUCCAUCUUUUUUUUUCCUCUACUUUAGAACAUCUGUAUCUUUUUUUCCCUUAUUCUCGUCAAGAUGGGUAUGUGGGUGCUAGAAGAUCGUUACCUGGACAGGCCUCCAGGAACGUCCAAGCUGGGUGAAGCCCAGGAUGUCUCCCUCGACUCAGCAAGCACCAGUGAAUUGAAAAAACAAGGCGACAUCAUCCUCGUUCCGCAGCCGAGUGACUCGCCAAACGACCCGCUAAACUGGUCGAAAACAUGGAAGAAUGCGAUCAUGUUCACUCUCGCGUUCAGUUCUGGUGUCACAACCUCAUUGGGUCCUAUGAUCUCGCCAGGUUUGGUUAUCAUCAGCCAGCAGUAUAAUAUCGAUCCAGAUACAGUCGCUACUUACAUGGUCGGCGCCAUCCUUCUCUUUACCGGCGCAAUCACCUUUUUCACCGCUUCCGGGGCGAACGUUUGGGGAAAGAGACCGUUUUUCGUGAUUUCCACCCUCCUGCUACUAAUCUCUAAUGUCUGGGGUACCUUUGCGGAUUCUUUCCCUUCGUUAGCUGCUAUGCGAAUCUUCCAGGGUAUUGCAUCGGCCCCAUUAGAGACAUUGGUCACGUCCUCGGUUUCUGAUUUGUACUUCGUUCAUGAAAGAGGAUUGCCUCUCUCGAUUUGGGGUGUGAUGACGGCGACGGGCGUCCUGCUAGGUCAGAUUAUCUCUGGUUUCAUCAUCGAAUCUAUGGGAAUCUCUGGAGCUUUUGCCAUAAGCGCUCUCAUCUUCUGUCUGGUCCUGCCGCUAAUGUAUUUCGUCGUCCUCGAGACCUCAUAUACGAAGCCGCGAACCCCUGGUACCACCGUCGAUCAGCGUCCGGAUUCUCGGUCAUCGUCGAUAGACAUUAAAAGGGAUCUUAAAGGUGACUUGGCCACCGAGCCCAAAGAGAGUUACAAAAGCCAACUUCGCCUCUUCCGUGGCCGAGUAUCUGACGAGUCCUUCUGGAAGGGCGUGUUCAGGCCAUUCCCUCUGAUUUUGUUCCCCGCCGUCGUCUUCUCUACUCUCGUCUACGGAGCUUUCUUCUGUUGGUUAUUGAUGAUUGGCGUGCUGUCCGUCACUAUCUUCUCUGUGCCUCCAUACAACCUCAACCCGGCUCAGAUCGGACUUACCAACAUUCCCCUCGCUAUUGGCGCUCUUAUCUUCUCGCCCAUAUCCGGGUGGAUGGCCGAUGCUCUUCCCGUUUGGAUGGCAAAGCGUAAUAAUGGUAUUUUCGAACCCGAGUUCCGCCUUAUCCUUAUGGUUAUUGCCAUACCUCUUUCUACCGCAGGUUUCAUCGGAUUCGGAUUAGCAGCCUCGAGGGGAUUGUCUCUCACCUGGUGCCUCGUGUGGAUCACUCUGCACUCGAUCGCUGUCCCCUUUGCUUCUCAGGCCUCGAUCAGCUAUGUCAUCGAUUGUCACACCAAAGAUGCCAAUCAGGCUUUCGUAACCAUCAACUUCAUCAAGGCAGUCUUGAGCUUCGUCGCUUCGAGCAUCGGAAACGGUCUGCUUGCCAAAUAUGGCGCCGAGUCCCUUUUCACGGGGAUCGCGAUAAUGAACCUGACAAUUAGCCUCCUUACUAUUCCUAGCUAUAUUUAUGGCAAGAGAAUGAGGAGCUGGAUGGAGAGGAGCGGUUGGACAUCAAAGUUCUAAAUCUUUGGACGAGGAUUGGGAAAUAGUUGGGGUGCCUGCCUACCUACUUAAGGUGCCUAGUAAUAGCUGCUCACAUUUCUGUUUUAGAUCAGUAUCACGAGAAGUUUCCCCACGAUGAAGGAUUCCAGACCCUGUACUUAGAAGGUCAAAAGAAGGUCAAAAGAAGGAUCUAUGGUCACCUGCUCUGGUUCAGCGUGCCUUUUCUUAUGUUAUAUAGAUGACGGACCCGCAUAUAAAUGGACAUCUGCUAUAACAACCCCUUAGAGCGAAUGAGAU